Molecule: messenger RNA, 918 nt
Organism: Caenorhabditis sp. 36 PRJEB53466
Lineage: Eukaryota; Metazoa; Nematoda; Chromadorea; Rhabditida; Rhabditidae
Source: the annotation of a GenBank genome assembly
AUGUCGGCAAAGAGUCUAGUGUACGGCGCGAGCUUGUUGAGCGGUCUGGCCAUCAUCGGAUGCGUGUUCACCGUCGGAUACAUCUUCAAUGACAUCAACGAGUUCUACGAUAAGACGAUGGAGACGAUGGACGAGUUCAAGGUAGUGUUUCAGUUGGCAUUCCAUUCAAUCUCUGCAUCUUUCCAGCUGAACGAGCGUGGCGCGUGGCACGGAAUGGUCGAGCGCACUCGUGCUCCAUCUGAGAUUCUGUUCGGACGUGCCAAGAGACAAGCAGGACAGUGCAACUGCGGAGCUCAGUCGACCGGAUGCCCAGCCGGACCACCAGGACCACCAGGAGCUCCAGGAGCGCCAGGAGACGACGGACAUCCAGGAGAGGCCGGAAAGGCCGGACCAAACGGAGUGGCGGUGGGACUUGCCGAAGAGAACGGAGGAUGCAUCAAGUGCCCGGCCGGCGAGCCAGGACCAGCAGGAGCUCCAGGAGCACCAGGACCAGCUGGGCCAGACGGACAGCCAGGACAAGACGGAGGAGCUGGACAGCCAGGACCAGCAGGACCAGCGGGACCAGCCGGAGAUGCUGGAGCACCCGGAGCGCCAGGAGCGCCAGGACAGCCAGGACAGCCAGGAAAGGACGGACAGAGAUCAACGGGAACUCCAGGAGCCGCCGGAGCGCCAGGACCACAGGGACCAGCUGGACAAGACGGACAGCCAGGAGCCGCGGGAGCACCAGGAGAGGCCGGACCAGCGGGAGCGCCAGGACAAGACGGACAGCCAGGAGAGGCCGGAGAGAACGGAGCCGCCGGACAGCCAGGACAGGAUGGACAGCCGGGAUCCGAUGCCGCCUACUGCCCGUGCCCGGCCAGAUCUGUCGCUGUUCAGCGCAGAGCUUCUGUCCGCAGAGCUUCCAAGGUCGUCGUCUAA